CGUUAAACGAAUUUAUUUGUUUGUCAAUUUGCAAAAUAUAGAUUGAAGUCUGUAAUUUUCCAAAAUCGCGUAUCAAAGUAUUCGAAGUAUCUCAAAGUGUUUUUGUGUUAUUGAAGUAUUUAAAAAAAAAAAAAAAAUACUAUGGCUUUAGCAAAUGUCCUUUUGUUAAGUCAAAUAACAGGUUAUGUUCUUUUGAUUAUAUUAUCCUUAUGUGUAAUCGUGCCAUUAAGUGUCAAUCAACAUUCUUUUUGCGGCCAUUGUUUAUUAUUUACUACGGGUAAAUGGCGUGAAGCAGACGGCAUGUUCGAUGCCCGUUGGUCUUCGUCGGGUUUUUGCAUUUUUCCAUUGUUUACCGGUGUAUUCAUAUUUAUCGUAUCCUGUGGUCAAAUUUAUCGAUAUGCACGCUUAAAAGAUGAGGAAUCCUUUUUGGCACUUUUCAUUGACGUAGUAUUGGGCAUAUGGAGUUUGGCUAUGUCCAUUAUAUCUUCCAUAAUGAUUACGUUAGGUUUCAUUGUCUGGUGUGACGGUAUGACCGAACGUUUUCCUACGUGCGAAAUGACAGCUGGUCAAAAUAUUAUACACGGCGAUACAGAUCACAUUGACACUUCCGGUUUUUAUAUAGAAAUGGGUACUGCACAAUUUGGUGCUUGGGGAGCUUUUGCUAUAAGUGUCGGUAUUACGGUCAUUUCCCUUUUGAAAUUGAUUAACAAUCAUCAAGUACGCAAUAUUAAAGUUUCCAUGUAUUUGGAACGUCAACGUUUGGUUAAUCAACAUCAUUUACAAAAUGAUGGCAUGACAACUCCGCCCGCAUUUUCUGAUAGUGAAAACGCCAAAUAGGCACUGUUGUUACUGGCCGAAUGAUGAUCACGCUACUGCGAACAAAUUGUAAUUACAAUUUUCAUAUUAUUUAUAUUCACUUUGUUAUUGUUUAAUCAUAUAAUUGUAAUCAUUCUAAUCCAUGGCGUUUUAAAAACAUUUUCCAUGUAAUUAUUGUUUGUUGUAGAUAUUUUAAGUGUUCGAGCUCCCUUUAAGGGAAAGCAAAAAACAUUAUAUUUUUUUAAAAAUAUUAAUUUACUUUUCUAUUUAGUAGAUUAUAUCAGAUUAUUCUCUUACGCAGUAUAUGCAUAAAAUUAUGAACACAUUAAAAUAAAAAUUCCAAUUUCUUGCUAAAUUUUCCUAUGCUAGAAAAGCUUUUAUUGAGUUUAGAAUAUUUUCGUACUAUUUAUAAUACUUAAAAAUAAAAGAUUGGUUUGAACUUGUUGAA
Glossina fuscipes is the source of this 1264-nucleotide messenger RNA. Its product is annotated as transmembrane protein 179. The coding region runs from base 142 to 837 and encodes 231 amino acids. The transcript has 3 exons. Lineage: Eukaryota; Metazoa; Arthropoda; Insecta; Diptera; Glossinidae. The record is from RefSeq and is a predicted model, not a curated record.